AUGUCUCAUAAAUCUGAGAAGACAAAUAAUGGUAAUCCGGCAACGCAAAAUACACCUAAAAAUACCAGUGAAAUUAAAAUAAAUUUAGCGGGUGAAUAUGAUGGAAGAUUAUUGCACGUUUUGGACUAUCAAA
Molecule: messenger RNA, 133 nt
Organism: Racocetra fulgida
Lineage: Eukaryota; Fungi; Glomeromycota; Glomeromycetes; Diversisporales; Gigasporaceae
Source: the annotation of a GenBank genome assembly